This is a messenger RNA of Cylindrotheca closterium, 6582 nucleotides long. NCBI's taxonomy places the organism in Eukaryota, Bacillariophyta, Bacillariophyceae, Bacillariales, Bacillariaceae. The record is from the annotation of a GenBank genome assembly.
AUGGCAAAACAGGCAUUACAGCGAGUGUUGGAAUACACCAUUGGUAAAUAUGUCAAUGGAUUAGAUGCAGAAAGCCUAAAUGUCGCGAUUUGGAGUGGAAAGAUUGCACUGAACUCUGUGGAACUCAAUGUUGAUGCCGUCAACUUGGAACUAGAUCGACAGGCUGAAGAAGCUCCCAACCUAGCCCUUCCGUUCAAGGUAGUGUCAGGAGGAUUUACAUCCUUUCAUGUGGAAGUGCCAUGGUCACAUCUUGCCAGCAGUCCUGUCAUAUUAAGGCUGAGUGGCCUAAGUAUCAUUGUAGAACCAUACAACCGAGAGACAAACGAGAGCGUUUCAAUUGCACAUGCUCAAAAAGAACGACAGAGCUCCAUCAAAAGCUCAAACGACUACCGAGAACAGGCAAAUGCCGUAAAGAAACUGGCGGGAGCGGAAUCUGAUUCGUCCAACCAGUCUAGCUUUGCAUCGCGACUCGUACGACGAAUCAUUGAGAAUAUUCAAGUUGAAAUCAGCGAUGUAAACAUUUCUCUUGCAGGAAAAGAGGGGUCUGCAGGCGUGGUGCUCGAGUCCCUAUCAUUAGUGACCACAGACAAGGAUGGCAAACGAACUUUCGUUGACCGCACUGCGAAUUCUAACUCGAGCAUCUUUCUGUACAAGGCACUGGAACUCAAAGGAUUCGGGGUUUACGUGGACGAAAGUAUUCCUGGAGAACCACAAUCUCAUGCGUACGUCUUAGCGCCGCUUGCAUUUCAAGCCAAUCUACGUCAGGCAGACGGCAAUGUCUGUAUCGAUCAUUCGAAAUAUAAGCUUUCUAGCGAGUUGUCGACGGUUUCCAUCGAAGUCUCGCAUAAUCAGCUCGAUGUGGUCGACAAAGUGUCACAAAGCAUAGCCACGAGGGGGGACCGAGCAAACCCGUUGUUCCCAGAAUACAGACCAGCUGCCCGAGUUUCGUCGAAAAAUGCACACGAAUGGUGGAAAUAUGCCAAGCGAUGUAUUGGUCGAAUGAGCGGACGAAGCUCAUGGGCAGAGUUCUUUCGUGCUUUUAAGAAACGAAAGACCUACAUUCAGCUGUACAAACGACAUGCGCACAGCGAAACAUGUUCCUGGAUCGAGCCACUGUCAGUGAGCGAGUAUUCCGUAUUGACCGAUAUGGAGAACGAUCGAACCAUAUCUGUCAAUGGAUUGAUGGUGUGGAGGGACUUGGCUGACGGCCAGGUCGCCCUCGAACAAUCCAAACGGACGAAGAAUGAAAAGGGGAAGAAGAAGGGAUUGUUUGCUGUCUUUUCAAGCGAAAGAAAGGAAGAAAAUGACGACCCACCGGUUCAGUUGACUUCAGAAGAAUUGAAAGAGUUGGAGGACAUGUCACAACAAAGCUUUGCGGAUGAUGAGCUUUCCAAAGAUUCCAAGCUGUGUGAUGCAAGCUUUAUACUAAAGUCGCUGAACAUCGUACUGACUUCCUAUCAGUCGAGACAAAUUGCUGCACUGAACAUGGGGGUAGUAGACCUUGGCUUAGAUGCUAGAGCAGAUGGUGCCUUGGCAUUCAACUUUGAUAUGCUCGACCUAAAAAUCCAUGAUCUGGCAACAUCAGACAGUCUAUUCCCAGAUGUAUUACGAAGCCUUCCGAAAGACGACGCCGUGGCGACAGAAGAAAAGAAGGGUGCAGUUCAUUUGCAAAUUGACAAGUCAAGUACUGGAGACCAGAGCCUUAAAUUGAACAUUGCGGCGUUUGAAGCAGUCGCGUCGCCAACAUUCUUCAAAGAGCUUAUCAGUUUUGCUACACUCACGCCUACCACAACUACAAAGAAAGUAAAAUCGGCAUCGUUACAGUCGGCUUCCGAAUCGGUGGACGACAUAUCCAACGCCCUUGUUGAUGCAUGGAAAGUCAAGACAGAAUCAAAGGUGUCCUGGGCGAUGGAUGUUGACAUUGACGCUCCCAUCAUCAUGGUACCAGAGGCUUGCAAUAACACAAGAGCCAAAAUUCUGGUUCUUGACCUUGGACAGUUCCAUUUUACCUUCGGACCGUUUUCUGCCAACAAAGAAGUAGAGCAGUGGUUUCAAGACAACAAAGUCAAUCAUCAAGCUGGUGUUUCGUACGAAAGUGGUUCGCUCUGUACCAGCGAUUUUAGCUUCAAAGUUGGUACUGCCAGCGAUUGGUUAGAAAGAAGCAAUUUCGAAGGUUCCAUCGUGGGUUCAGACAUCGUUGAGCCGAUCUCAGCAAAGCUUGACUUUGGAAUCGAGCAAAGUCAUAACGCGCACGAUCCUCCUCGGAUCUGCUGCAUUGGAGUGGCUGCCGAUCCUACACUAGUGACUCUCAAUUUUUCGAUGCAGAAGAAUGCUGAUGGGGUUACAGAAGUAGAGCUCCGAGCUGCAGCGACACGAGAUGUGGAAUUUUUCCUUUCGAUGCACGAUGCUGCCACGCUCGGCGUGAUUGUGGGGAGUCUAACUUCUUCCUUGGAAGUCAGUGAAACAAGAAAUGAAGAUUCUCAAACUCGUGAGCUCAGUGCAAACGAGGCAGACAGGAUCGAACAGCUGUCUUCCGCGCUUGAACAAAGAGACAGCAAGAGCCCCAGCAUGCAGAGUAGCUCUAUCAGUCAAGUUGGCACCGAUGAAGCGCCUUUCCAGCUUCGGUCAGACGUGGAAAUGAAGAUUGCCCAAAAGAUCCAAACGAAGAUUACCAUGCCCCAAUUUAGGAUCACUGUGGUCAACGACCUUCAAGGAUUGGACGAACCUUUAUCCCGUAUUUCAGUGGCAAAGUUUGUUGUAGUUGGCGAAGUUGCUGUACCCGUCGGGCCAAAUGCAACUCAGAUUAUGACUGUUGAUUUCCAUAUGAACACAUCGAUCAUUGCCGACUAUUUCGAUUCCUCAAUCAAUCUUUGGAGCAGUCUUCUUGUCAAGCCGUGGGAGGUGACUUUAAAGAUAACGAGAUCGUCAACCCGCCGCUUCGAGUCUCCUAGAUUAAGUUCGGAAAUCGACCUUGAAACCUCCGAUUGCCACGUUUCACUGUCACCUGAUUUCCUUGCAAGUCUUGCCAGUGCAGCACGAAUGUGGUCUGUUUACUCUACCGUAACAUCAAAAUCGCUUAUCGCUGACGACGAGAAAGAUGAAAACACGAAGAAAAGUACAGCAGCUAUCGCAGCACGGCACCUACUAACUUCUCUUCCAUAUGCAAUUGAAAACCAUUGUGGAUCUGAUGUGGUUUUUUCGUUGCCGCAUGGAAGUGUCUCUCGGCGCGAGUGUCCAACUGGAUCAAUUCAAUACUUCCGGUUCCAGCAGCCACAAGAAAAAGGCCACGGUGGCAGAAGGGUGUACGGUCAAGAUGUCGAAUUUGAGAAGUCGGUGGCGUUGUCGAUUGGUGAUUUUGAAGUAGUGAUUCCUCAUCUCGACGCUAUGCUGGGGUCUCGGAAAGAGGUGCACAAUCUACCGGAUGGUAGAGUGCUAGUAACAUUUGUUGUUCGAGAAGACAGGAGAAUGGUGCUGCAUUUGACGAGUAAUGUGAGCAUUGUCAACCACUCGUCGAUCCCUUUUGCCAUUUCGAUUGGGAUGGACGAUCCCAAGGGCAUCGGAACAUGCGUGGCCAAUAAUGAAGAGAAGGCGAAUACUGCGCUAACGGUUACAGACGGUAUUGCAACGAAGCAAUCAAAUCGCUACAGUGUCCCAAUGGACUCGCUUACGACCUUUUCGAAAGAGUGGGCUGAUAGUGGCCAAUCUUCAGUAUUUCUGCGUUUAUCUCCCAAACUGAAGUCGGAUAGUUCUCAAGUGUUGAGCGGAGGUCUUGAUAUUGCUUCCCCGUUUGGUGAGCUAUCGCAAUCCGAAAGCAACUAUCGUGUUUGUAAAUUCGAUAUGGUUUGUGAAUCAAGUAGUGAAGUAACAGACAGCAUGGAUCCAUUUGUUGUGCAGGUGUUUUUGAAGGGGACUCUGAUCAACGAUAGAACCAUGAACAUCGAUCUUUUCUUGGAACCUCGAGCGGUGAUUGAGAACUUGUUUCCAAUCGACAUCAGUGUUCGCAGUAAGAUGCCUUAUACAUUCAGCUCAGCUGCACAAGAGUCGGAAUUGGACAGCGAUGUUGCUCAUGAUCUGAAGCCUGGGAGUCGUGUCGAAGUUUUCACUGAGGGGGACGCGUUAGCAAUUGCAAUGAAGCCGACACACACUCCGAGUGCUGGCUCCGCCCUGGAUUGGAUGGAACAGGUACUGCCACUGCAAUCUGAGUCACGCUCGCCCGAGCCAGUGGUUUGCUAUUUUCCGUUCGCUGGAUCCAAGAAACGGACGAGCGAGUUCUUCAUUGCAGAAGGAUAUGAAGGCCUGGAUCAGCUCUCAGAGAUUAUGGCCGAUGAAGUACCGAAGAAGUCAGAUCCGAAAUCGAGUGUGCGCGAGGUCUCGCUAGAGGAUCCAUUGAGAUCAUUCCACGCCACGGUUUGCUGUUACGGUGUCGACCAUACGGGCGAAGUCCUCUUUGACUUGUUAGAGAGCAGUAAAGAUCGGAAGCAGUAUCAUCCUUUUGGUGCAUUUUCCUCAGAGGGUGAUUCCAGUCGAUUGACAAUGCUCCCAACAACAAAUGGGAUGCGGCUGCUACAGACUUCGUCAGAGGAGGAGGAUGGUUACAAGGCGACGCUGCCUUUUACGAUGAACGAUUUGGUGAUUGGUGAAGGAGGAGUCAAUGCAUUGCCAAUCCUUUGGGAGAAUAAGAAAAGCAGCGGGUACUGUGCCUAUCGACGACUUGUCAAUGAGCACCAAUCUGAAAUUCACAUCGUCCCCGAGUUUGCCGUCUUUAACGGAAGCGCGGAAGCUGUAAUCAUUUCGGAACAAGGAAUGGAAGACAUAAGAAUUGAAGCUGGUAGCUUUGCUCCGUUGAAAUGUGUAUCCAGAGCGGGAGGCCUGGAACUUGCGCUGAGCUACGUCAAAGAAGAAUGCAAAACGAGGUAUAUCCGUGUUGAUCAACUAGGUGUAAAGAUGGAACUUGUCCAGUCGACAGCUGGGACGCCGGUUGGCAGCGUGUGUGUCCAAACUGCGUUGGACUCAUAUGGAAAUGCCCGUCUAGUUGUGAAGAUCGGAGACAUCACGGCCGGUGGGAAGGCGGCUAUUGCAUCUUCCGUCCUUCCGGCAUUUCUUGCGGAUGACUUCGUUCGAUUGCGUGUACGCUGGACUGAAUUGCAACUAGUGCUGAAUGAGAGCCAAGAAAAACAAAGAGCCGAAGGAUUGACCUCCCAGAAUGACAUUUCAUUCGCAAACCACACUGACAAGAAUCGACCGAAGCCUUCAGAGCCUGGUUCAGUAAUGUCAGUCAACGUUUCAGGGUUAAACGUUGACGUCCAGCGUCUGUUCGAGGAAAAAGGAGAAGAGGAUGGAGACCAAAAAGUCAAAACAUCGUCGAUGUCUUCUCCCGAAAGGUGUGAAGUAUCCAUGAUCGUACACCAGCUUCAAGUGAAGGACCUGACUCCAGAGUCAUCAUUCCCUGUUGUGUUCAAUAGUUCAUCAGAUGUACACUUGAUUGAUCUGUCUGCUAAGACCCGAGGACCGAUUGGUGCAGAAAUUGUGAAAGUUGACGUUUUUGAUUUGUCAUUGUCUCAUUCGAAGGGCAAAUCGGAAAUGAUACAGCUGACUACAUCGGAAGAGUAUGUUUGGAGAAUCGUAGACAUGAUGACUCGGAUUUCCGAGGCAAGCAACGAGGUUGGAGACUAUAGUUUGGAUCAAGAAGGUUACCUUGUCGAGAGCAGCAAAGUAGAGCGGGUGUCGUACACACCCCCUCGUGUCGAUCAACUAUAUGAGUUGGAUUUGACCCGAGUUUCUCCAUUUGCACUACUUGUCAGUUUCCGCCGAACACCAGACGAGUCUCGAUACGAAAUGGCCCAAAAUGUAAGAGGUGCCGCACUCACGAACUACUUUACUCGAAAGUUGAAGUUUUCGAUAGACAAGGCUAAGCUGAAGUUCGGAAAAUACGAAAACAAAAGUCUCAAAGGUCCGCCUGAUCGAUUAUUGGAGUCUCUUGGAGCGGUCUACGUGGGCCGCAUGAAGUACAAGGUUUUGACACUGCUAUCAUCAGCAAGUCUGCAAGACUGGCAGUUCUUGGCAGCCAGAGAGGGCGAAGAUGCAUUCGUCGAAGGUGAUGAAUUUCGGGCAACUGGAAAUAUUGCAGGAAUGGCCGCGGGGGCCUUAGUUGGAUCAGUCGGACGAGGACUUGGAGAUGGUGUCUCAGGCGUUACUCGUACCUUCGGAAAGGGAAUCGAGGAAGCCACUGGACUAGUUGGUGCCAGGAAACUUGGAGCCGGGGUCAAUACUGUGAUUAGCGGUGUUGGUGGAGGCGUCGGAAAUACGUUGACUGGAGUCACUGGCGGAGCUGGAAAAGUUGUGGCUGGAGCUGGACAAGGCGUCGGUCAAGUCGUUGGCGGUGUCUUGGGUGGUGUCUUUCAAAUAGGUAAAGGCAUUGGUACCGGUAUCGUAAAGGGCGACGGCAAAGCUAUGGUGAAUGGUAUUGGAAAAGGUGCUGGCCAAAUUGGUGGUGGAGCAGUCCACGGUACCGGAUCGGUCUUUAAGGGUGCCAAAGAUGGUGUGUUAAGAGGGUUUGGAAAGAAGAACCAUGACAAGAACUGA